Hibiscus syriacus is the source of this 391-nucleotide messenger RNA. RefSeq lists its product as uncharacterized. The transcript has a single exon. NCBI's taxonomy places the organism in Eukaryota, Viridiplantae, Streptophyta, Magnoliopsida, Malvales, Malvaceae. Bases 68 to 274 code for a protein of 68 amino acids. The record is from RefSeq and is a predicted model, not a curated record.
AUGAUUACUGUUCCCUCUGCAUAAUCCAAAACCUAAUCUUGUUUGAUUCUUCCAAUUUGCAGAGGAAAUGAGAGACUGGGCUGCUCCCUUGAUAGCUUCAGCGCUGUUUGCAUUUCUAUCGCCAGGGCUGAUCCUGCAAAUCCCUGGGAAGAACCAACCCAUUGGUUUCAUGAACAUGAAAACAAGUGUGGCUUCCAUAUUUGUUCAUGCUGUUCUCUAUGUUUUGUUCCUCAUCCUGUUUCUUGUUGUUCUUCAUAUUCACCUCCCUGCCUGAAAACAACAUGAGCUUUUCAUUUUCUACUUUGCUGUUUUCUGCUCCCAUUAUGUAGACUUAUUUGGCUUUUGUAGUUUUGCUGGAAGAAGGAACUUUAAGGAGAGAUAUGUCACUGCU